GAAGGUUUGCACAUGGCAGCUCUCAAGCGCACAGUGUACAAUAUUGAAGAAUUAAAAUCGUCCACAUUUGACGUGUUGAAUCACAUCAAACUAAUUUAGAUCUUUGUAAAGGUUUAAUAAAAGAACACUAUGAAGAGCAGAAGUGGUGGCUACAUGGACCAGCGACUCAAACAGAGAGUUGAGCAGUAUCUGAAAUCCAGCAAUAGGCAGUACGUUGAUGUUUCUGAAAUGGCCGCAGACCUUCAGCGACAGUACCGAUUAGAUUAUGGCAGAAGGAACAAAACAGCUUUUAGGAUACAAGUGGAAAAAGUGCACACAGUGAUAUGUAACGAGUCUGGACUGUCACCUAUGGAAGACAAACACCUGGCUAAAAGAGCAAGAAUUAAAGAGGAUGAUGGUGAGGACAGCAGUGUGCUGAGUGACAGCACAGACAGCGAAGAAGAAAUCUCUGAAAAUGAGAUCACUAAUCACAUGAACAACUCACUGAUGUCCCUGUACUGCAAGGGGAACCCAGAGAAUGGAGCAGCUUUGAUGGAGCAGAGCACCAGCAGCCCAAAUCCAGCCUCUCAGAAGGGUUCAUCAGCCGAGGGCAGCAGUAGAAGUACCCCUCAUCAGUCCACCACCACUGUGUCUGCAGGCGGCUGGUUCAUUGAUAAGACGGGAAGAAAAGAUCAGGAAAACAUCUUAAUUGAUCUGUGUGAGGAGCCCGCCAGCCCUGCAGCCAACAAAGAGGGGGAUUUGUCCGUGCUGGAGCAUGACAAGAAUCCGCUGGAGCCUGAGAAGAAGCCACCAAAGAGGAAGAAAAAUGAAAAAAGAAAAGUCCUGAGAGAAAAAGAAAUGAAAGGCGUAGAUGCUGACAUUGAGCAAAGCAUCAUGGGAAAAAAAGCCCGGACCAAACUUCCUGAACUGCAACAAUCCCCAGUAAAGUUUGAAGAUGUUGGCGGUAACGAAGAAACCCUGCGGGAGUUAUGUAAAUUACUUAUCCACGUGCGUCACCCUGAAAUGUACCAGCAGCUGGGAGUGGUACCGCCACGAGGUUUUCUUCUGCAUGGGCCACCCGGCUGUGGAAAAACCCUCCUCGCCCAGGCAGUUGCUGGGGAAAUGGAUUUGCCCAUUUUGAAGGCCUCUGCUCCAGAGCUGGUGUCUGGAAUUUCAGGAGAAUCUGAGCAGAAGCUACGUGAGCUUUUUGAGCAAGUUGUGAGCAGCGCUCCUUGCAUUCUUUUUAUUGAUGAAAUUGAUGCCAUCGCACCAAAGAGAGAGGUGGCCUCUAAAGACAUGGAGAGACGGAUUGUUGCUCAGCUACUCACCUGUAUGGAUGAUUUGAACUCCGUACACGCUUCAGCACAGGUCGUGAUUAUUGGAGCCACCAACCGGCCCGAUUCUUUGGAUCCGGCUUUGAGAAGGGCAGGCCGUUUUGAUAGAGAAAUCUGUCUGGGAAUACCAGAUGAAGAAGCACGACUCAAAAUUUUGCGUACUCUUUGUCGGAAGCUGAAGCUGUCAGCGGACUUCGACUACACUCAGCUGGCACGACUCACUCCUGGCUAUGUUGGUGCAGACUUGAUGGCGCUGUGCCGUGAGGCAGCCAUGACUGCUGUCAACCGGGUCCUCCUGCAGCAGCCAAAGACCAGCACCGAAUGUCAGGAUGCCACCGAUGUCCAUGACGAUCAGGUGGAGCUAGAGCAGCUGCUGUCUCUGCUGAGAAACAGCAAGUCUCUGAGUGAGGAACAGCUCAAUAAUCUCUGCAUUGUCAUGGACGACUUCAAGGAGUCGCUGGCACGAGUCCAACCAUCUGCGAAACGUGAAGGCUUCGCCACAGUCCCCGAUGUCACCUGGGAUGAUAUCGGCGCACUCCAAGAUAUUCGUGAAGAACUCACAAUGGCCAUCUUGGCUCCUGUACGUCACCCAGAGCAUUUCAAAUCUUUGGGAUUGAGCGCCCCUGCUGGAGUGUUGCUUGCUGGACCUCCAGGCUGUGGAAAGACCCUUCUUGCAAAAGCUGUCGCCAAUGAGUCCGGUUUAAAUUUUAUAUCCGUCAAGGGGCCCGAGCUACUAAAUAUGUAUGUUGGUGAAAGUGAGAAGGCAGUUCGGCAAUUGUUCCAGAGAGGAAAAAACUCUGCACCGUGUGUAAUCUUUUUUGACGAAGUUGAUGCCCUGUGCCCCCGACGUUCUGACCAUGAGUCUGGAGCCAGCGUACGCGUGGUGAACCAGCUACUAACGGAGAUGGAUGGGUUGGAGACGCGCCGCCAGGUGUUCAUCUUGGCAGCCACCAAUCGUCCAGACAUCAUUGAUCCAGCAGUACUAAGACCCGGACGUCUGGACAAAAUGCUGUAUGUGGGUUUGCCUCCACCACAAGACAGACACGCCAUAUUAAUCACAAUAACUAAGGGAGGAACUCGGCCUCAACUGGAUGAAGAUGUGAACUUGGAGGAAAUCGCUCACGAUGAACGGUGUGACUGUUUCACUGGAGCAGACUUGUCUGCGCUAGUAAGAGAGGCUUCCGUUAACGCUUUGAGAGCCCAACUAAUCUCUCACGCAGCACCCACAGGCCAUACAUUUACUUCUGGCUUUAAAAUACGGGUAAGCAGGCAAAAUUUUGAAGAGGCCUUCAUGAAGGUGCGCCCAUCCGUAUCCAGAAAGGAGCGGCUCAUGUACGAGACUCUGCAACAGUCUGUCAGAAGAUAGGACACGUUUUAUUUUUUUUUUUUACUUUUUUUUUUUUUUUAGCAUUUCCAAUAAACAUGAUUGUAAUAAUGAUUUGUGUAAAUAAUUUAUUCAUGAAGGAUAAUAA
Silurus meridionalis is the source of this 2785-nucleotide messenger RNA. RefSeq names its product nuclear VCP like (gene nvl). Gene Ontology annotation, biological process: ribosome biogenesis. The record is from RefSeq and is a predicted model, not a curated record. The transcript has 23 exons. Lineage: Eukaryota; Metazoa; Chordata; Actinopteri; Siluriformes; Siluridae. Gene Ontology annotation, cellular component: nucleus. The coding region runs from base 130 to 2679 and encodes 849 amino acids. Gene Ontology annotation, molecular function: preribosome binding; ATP hydrolysis activity; RNA binding.